UGCAUAUCGGAGGUCCAGAGGGUAAGAUUGUCCCUGAGCAACUGCAUAAUGAGAGUGCUGUCUUUGUAGGAUUCUUCUCCCAGUGUGUCAAGCUCAGCUAUCGCUUCUUCAAAUGCCUACAUGUGAGAAUCAAACAUCAAAAUUUAAAAUUUUCCCCGAUAAAACCUGUUUUGUAACUAAUCCCCCCUAAAACAUACUAAACAAGAAGUUCUGUUUUUAAGCAGAAUGCGACAUCAGUCAUAAUAUGGACGUCGUUUUAGUCUCCAGUAUACGACAUCGUUUUUAUUCAGAAACUUUCGUAAAGUUAGGCGCGUGCAGUAUGUAGGGCCUUUGUAUGGGCCUUAUGAAGCUAAAUGCAAAAGUUAGGUUGGUUAUCACUUGAAUUCUUGAACUAUAGACAUUUUCAUCUUUUACAAUUCCAAACAGAAAGUGAUUAGAUUAGUUUUUUUUUGUGAGUCCCAUUAAUUCUCUUAGAUAUAUAGUAUAGCUAUGUGAUAAAAUUAUUAAAUGAGCAUAAAUAGUAUUUCAAAAAUAUUGUAAAUUAUAUCAUAGUUUCAUAAUUUAAUGAAAUUGAUUUGUUUCAAAUAUUUGAUUUUUUUAUUGGGUGAAAAGUAAUUGUAUCAUACAUAAAAGUAUGAUUUUUAUUGUUUAAAAAGACUAAAUCUAAGAUUUCAAAGUGUAAUAUAAUAACAACUAACUCCAAUGUGGUAAAAUAGUAUGUACAUUCAAAUAUAUAUGACAACCCUUUUAACACAAAAAGUUUGUGGGAAAUGUGCUUUCAAUUCUAUAAGAGAAAAAGUAUAAAACGUAAAAUUAAGAAAUGAAAGAUAAAAUAAUAAUAAAUAAUAACUAAAUAUGAUAGUGUUAAUGUAAAGAAUCCAAGAACACAUUAAUUAACAAUAUUUAGAGACCAUAUAUGAAAACAAAACACUAUAUUUACACCAAACCAAAUCCAAAACAUUUCAAUUAAGCAACAAUAAUAAGACACUUGUUAGUCUACAACCAACUUGUUAUAGUGAAAGACAAUUUUCUAAAAAUCUUCUUCUCUUUUUAAUCCUCUGUUUUUCCUUUUCUUGCUUAACGAUCAAGGGCUGAUUAUGUUCUUCUUCUCCUCCGUAGACGGGAAAAGUUGAAGCCAAGAAUAAUGUCUAAGAAAGGUUCCCGAAUUAAAAGCUUAAAGGGGUUUGGUUCAAAGGUUCAUUGUGAAGAUCAUUUGUCUGACUCAGCAUCGAGCACCGAAACUUCCCAUGAAGCCAAAAACGUUGGUGUGCAGGACAAUAAAUCUUCUUAUAACAAGUGUGAGGCUCUACAUAUACGUAACUCAGAACCAAAAAGAAAAAACGCUCAGGUUGAGACUCCAGGGACAUUGCCUUCCCGUUUUCCAGAGUUCCAUGCAAGUGAGCAAGGUCCAUGGUCUGCAAUGAUUUGCUAUGAAGCCUGCGUACGGCUAUGUCUUCAUUCGUUGGCAGCAGAUGGUGACAGCGAGGCUUCAUACUUCCUCAAAAACGAUUGCGUUUUACUCCGAAAUGCAUUUGGUUUGCAGAGUUUCUUGCUUCAAUCUGAAGAAGAACUACUUGGAGACAGACCUUCUAUCUUGGUUAGUGAGACAACUGCUCAAAAAUCCAAAAAAGUUGUUGGAAAGAUUAAACUCCAAGUUGGUAAGAUCAAAAUGGAAUCAGAUCCACAACCUGGUUGCGGUACUAUUCCAUCACUGAAGCAUGAAGUUAUUAGUCAGCAACUGGAGGAGCUGAAUGCUACUUUGUAUUCUGGAUGGAAAGCAGUGAAGAGAGUUCAUGUCGCUCCCCAAGUUACUCCAAAAGGUUCGAUUUCACGUAAAAGUCUUGAGUAUAUGCGUGCAUGUGCUCACUACCUCAAAGAGGUCUCAAAAGUCCUCCGAAAAGAAUUUGUUACAUCUAACGGUGCCAAACCACGUUCUCUCCAAGCAUCACAAGAAAAAUUUUCAUGUUGUAUGAAGCUGAAGAGCUCUAUGGAGGAAGAUCAAGUUAAAACACAACCUGGAUCCGGAGAAACAUUUUUCUUCUUACCAGAUAGUAUCGGUGAUGAUUUGAUUGUUGAAGUUCGCGAUUCCAAGGGGAAGUUUUGUGGUCGUGUCUUAGCUCAACUAGCAGCUAUAGUUGAAGAACCGGUGAGAUACAUGUUAAUCCACUUAUGUUGUUGUGUCUACAAGAUGAAUUGUUCUAAUAAUCUAAAGUGCUGGCUGUUUUACCAGAGCGAGAAGCUUAAAUGGUGGGCAAUAUAUCAUGAACCAGAGCAUGAACGUAUUGGGAAAAUCCAACUUCAUAUAAACUACUUAAGCAGCUUAGAUGAAAAAACUAAGUGUGGGUUGGUGGCAGAAACUUCAGCAUAUGACUUGGUCUUGGAAGUGGCUAUGAAAGCUGAACAGUUUCAGAGCCAAAACCUCGUGAUUAAAGGGCCAUGGCAUUGGAUGGUAACUCAGUUUGCCUCGCUUUACGGCAUUUCUGAUGCAUAUACAAAACUAAGAUAUCUUUCAUAUGUCAUGGAUGUUGCCUCGCCUACUAAGUACUGCAUUGAUCUGAUAUAUGAUUUUCUAUGCCCUGUUAUAAUGAAAAAGAACUAUAAAGCUACAUUGAGUCAUCAAGAGAAUCGAAUGCUUGCGGAGAUUGAUGAAAAAGUCCAGCAUGUUCUUGCUUUGAUAUUCGAGAAUUAUAAAUCUCUAGAUGAAUCUUGUUUCUCUGGAAUCAAACAUGUUUUUGAGCCUCCUACAGGCACUCCUGCACCCGCUAUAGCAUCAGCUAUCAAGCUUUACGGUCUUCUCAACAACUUGUUAAGCCAAGAGACACAACUAAGCCUUUGCAGAUACUUUCAGGCUGCUUUAAAGAAAAGAUCAAGAAUAUACUUCUUAGAAACAAAUGACACACUUGACAAAGGCAUUGAGGAUGUCACUUCUUAUCAGAAGUUGAAGUCUUUAGUUCUUAGCCUUAAGAAGGAAAUCUCCACUGAUAUAGCCAUCCAUAAAAGCAAUGUGCUCCCAAGGUUUAUAGACCUCCCAGAUCUUUCAGCAGCAAUAUAUAGGACUGAUCUACUCAAAAUACUAAUCGAAUAUCUUAUCACAUGGCCUCCUCCUUCACCAUCUCCUCAAGUUGUAGACCUUGUCAUUACAACUGCCGACUUUGAAGCCGAUCUCACGCGUUGGAAACUAAAUCCAAUCAAAGGUGGCUUCAAUGCAAGAGAGCUUUUCCAUUCAUAUAUUACUAGUUGGAUCGAAGAGAAAAGAAGUGCUCUAUAUGAGUUCUGCAAGUCAGAAACGGGAAAAUCAUGUAGUGAGAUUCAAGGCCUGACCUCACCUUUUGUCGAUGAUAUGUAUGAGUUACUCAACGUGACACUCGAUGAAUAUAAUAUCAUCAUCAGGCGUUGGCCAGAAUAUGGAGUAUUCUUGGAGGAAGUUGUUGUGGAUACUGAAAGGGCAAUGGUUGAAGCGUUGGAGAAGCAGUUUUAUGAAAUUUUAAAUCCUUUAAAGGAUAGCAAGAUAUCUGCAUUGAAAUACGUUCAGAGAUUGACCAAGAGAGGCACAUACUCUGUUCCAAAAGAGCUUGGAGUCUUUCUAAAUUCAAUGAAAAGAGUGCUUGACAAGUUACGGUCGAGUAUAGAGGAACGUUUCGAGGAGUGGAACUCUUAUCUAUCUGAUAAAAAGAAGAGAGUGUUGGGAGAGAAGCUGAGAGAAGUGACUGUACUGUUAAAAGCCAAGCUCAGAAGCUAUACGCAAGCGCUCGUGGAGAAGCUAGUAGAGAACAUGAGUUUGCAACAUCACAUGAAAAUGAAGCACGUCAUACACGACUUAAAGGAGACAACAACAGAACCUGACGUUAGAGACCGAAUGCAGAGUUUGAAGGAUGUAGCAGACAAGACCAUGGAACAACUGCAUUGUGUUUUGUCGGUCGAUGUGUUUGUCUUAAUAUGCAAAGGGAUAUGGGAGAGCAUGGGACAGGACGUGAUUCUCCUUUUGACAGAUAAGAAAUACAACGUGACUUGGCACAAAGGCCUCACUAUCUCAGUUUCUGUUUUAGAUGAGAUAUUUGAGGAUAAGAUGCAAAGUUUGCUCGGUGAUUCGGGAAAGGGAGUGAAUUUCGAGGCGCCGAGAUCGAUAGUUGAGCUACGAUCUAUGAUCUCUGAAGAUAAGAAAGGCUACUAAAACUGAGAGAGAAACUGUUUGUUAUCUUUGGGGUAGUUAAAAAGAAACAAACUGUUUAUUUUUGAGUUUUUUUUUUUGCUUAAUAAAAUGUGUAGACAGAAAUAUAAAUAUGAUAAGCAAAUUCAUCUA
Molecule: messenger RNA, 4300 nt
Organism: Brassica rapa (field mustard)
Lineage: Eukaryota; Viridiplantae; Streptophyta; Magnoliopsida; Brassicales; Brassicaceae
Source: RefSeq, a predicted model, not a curated record